GGCGUUGGAUUCGACGAUGCCGUUUGAACGAAGAUACGUGCGUUGUUACGGAUUCGCGUGAUGAGCCGCUGCAAAGUGCGUGAAUAACGAAGUAAUCUGGUGCUGAUCGACGUGAUACAAAACGUAAACGAGAUUGUGGGCCGGUCGAUUCUGUCCGAGCCGGCAGUAUGUUCCGCACGAAGAAGGACGUGGACCGCCACGUGCAGAACAUCUUCUGCAAGCUGCGGAACGAGAACGAGAAAAACCUUCGUUGUUAUAAUGUUGCCAAACUGUAUUAUCAAGUAGGUGAUUAUGAAUCCACAAAAAGAUAUGUAUCUAAUUACUUAGAAGUACGAGAUAAUUCCGCCAGUGCACAUAAAUUGUUGGGUCAAGCGUAUGAAGCCCUCAGUCAGAAGGAAGCAGCUUUUAAUGAGUACAAAGUUUCCCUUGAACUUGAAGGCAGGCAAGAUGAUUUGGUAUUAAAAGUAUGCGAAUUAUUGGUUGACAUGGACAUAGGAAUGGACGUCAAUAAACUCAAGUAUUGGGUGGACAGAGGUGACAAACUAUUUCCACAUCACCCAGUAAUUUUUCAAUUGAAAGAGAAGCUGUUGACCAUAGAGAAACCGCACAACAGCAGCGAAGAUCUUGAGGCGCUAAUCGCAUCUGAAUUGGCUGCAAGACCGACUGACGUGCAACUUCGCAUUAAAUUGCUAAAUUAUUACAUGUCGGAACGCAAAUUGAAUAAAGCUUAUGAUCAUGCUGUAAGUGUAGAAGCCACUGUUUGUCACAGGGACAGCAUUGCAUGGUAUCAGCUGCUGUAUGAUUUACUAACAAAGUGUAAAGAGACUAAAUCCAAUGAUUGGUCCUUUUGGUUUUACUAUAUAUCUGUAUCAGAUAAGAAUGCAGGACUGUGUCUCAAAGAACAGGGCUGUGAGACAAAGAAAAGCAUUCCAGAGGCAGCUCAGGCAGUAUUUAAUUUUGAUCAAAACUUGAAUGAGAUGAAGUCAAAGAAUUUUUCUAAGCAACACACCUUUACUGAGCAUCUGCUUAUGCACAUGUGGGGCCAAUUGCACUUUCACCUAGCGUGCUUGUUGUUACGCAAAACGAAACGUGAACAGGGCAGUUGGAAUGAAGCGGGUAGGCUGUGCUCACCUUUAUUAUUGACCGCGUUGCAUGUGGCUCCAUUGGAAAAUCGUAUUCGCAUACAAUUGGAGGAUGACGGAUUUAAGAAUCAAUUCAAUGUAUGGACGACGGAAGCGGCAUAUCGGUGUUGCCAAGCUGGUUACAUUCUUCAAAAUUAUGCCAGGGAUGAUACAAAAAAGUUGAUGGACAGAAUUGAUAAAUUUUGUACAGAACAUUGGAGAGAACGUAUUUAUCAGAGAAUUUUUGUAACCAGGUCACAUCUUGAUCACAUGCGAACUUCAUUUUUUUGCCAUUUUCAUUCAGCUCCUGACUCGCCUCUGCGUAUGUGUACCGCGAAUCAACUAAGAACUUACAGCCAAAUCGCACAAGAGGUAUGGCCUGCUUCGUUACACCACCAAAUUUGGCUUGGGAUGGAGAAUCGGCCUCAGCAGAAAGACGCUCCAUAUCCAGAUCAUACUUCGCGCGUGUUUCCAGCAUUACAAUUUUCGAUAUUCAACACGAGUCAGGCAGCACCCGAUAGUCUGUGUCUUAUCGAUAUCGAUGCGUUUAUUAACGCGGCGAUACUUUGUACAUCUGCCGUUCUGGAGGAGCAACAACUUGGUAGCUUCAUGAAUCCAGAGAAGCUACCGACCCUGCCUGCCGAUCUUACUGCGACGCUAUCCACUAGUAAUGAGGAAAAGUGGUGGUCGGCGGCGUACAAGAUGUACUCGAAACGCGAGGAUAUAGACGGUAAUAUCGGCGAGCUACGACAAGAAUUGCAACAGGGUUUGGAGGUCAUUCGCUGCAUCGGCAAUCAUGGCAUGCAUCCAGUAUUGUUGGUGCAUCUAGCGCGCAUGUUCCAUUAUCGCGCGAAGACCAUGAAAGAGAAAGAUGAGGCAAACGGAUACAUCCCUAGAUGGGAGGCGCGUUCAGAGUUGUACUGGACCGCCGCUCUACCGCUAUUGGAGAGACUGCAGAACAAUCAGACAUUACGCAUGUCUCCCUCGAAGUUAUUUACUUAUAAGGGUAAGGACAUGAACAAUUUCGAAUUGACGAACGCCCUCGAGGAAGGCAAGCUGCUAUUGGCUCAACGGCUUGUGCACGACAAACAGUACGAACAGGCGAUCGACGCGCUGGAGGCACUCAAAUGCCCAGAAGCGGCGUUCCAGCUAGCGCAGAUCUACAAGAUUUUUGCGGAUGAGAUAGUGAAUUCCACACCGCGCGAAAGCCUGACGUCGGAGAUGCGCUCGCAGCACAUCAUAAUGCUGUCGAAGGCGAAGAGCAGUUAUUAUCUUACGCUCGACCGUCUCCGUAGUCCGGGCACGAAUCCCAAACACCCACUGAAUGCUGUGCUCGGCACUCAUAUCACCGACAUCGAGAACGAGUUGAAGAGGAUAGAUCCGGAUCUAGGCAGAGGCGACUUAAGUAGAAAUGAUAUCGAUUGCAUAUCCGACGAGAGUUAUUCGCCUACUCAUAGCGCCGUAGAUCAAGCGGUCACGAAUCCGACGUUGCCGAUGCUCUCAACACUAACUACGAACAUGCUGAGCACGCCCCAGAGAAAUACCCAUCGCACACCAAAACACGCUAGUACGCCAUGCAGACUGCAAGAUUACCUAAAUCUGUCGAAGAAUCGCGUGGAGGCACGCCCGAGCCCGGAGCGUCUCGACGCUCAGAUACGUCAGAUCAUGCAGUCUCGGGACAAUGAGGUGCAGGAGCUGAUGGAACAGAUGAAGAACAUGAUGCUACAAAUGAAAACGUUGACCGAGAAGGUCGAUAAUUUGACGAAGGAAGUGGUCGACUCACGCAAAGAAAAUCAAAAGCAACAGCAGCAGCAACGUAUACAGCAGCAACAGAAUGUGAAUCCCACUCCUGUCGAUCCCGAAGAUUACUACGUUCUUGACGAUGACGAGUAUGUUGAUCUGAACUAUCAGAAUCAAUCGGCGUCUUCUAUUUCCGGUAACAUAUUUCAAUCGCAGGCCGCCCGGCCGCCUUAUCCGUCGCUGAUUUAUCCCCCUGGCACACUCCAGUAUUAUCCUCAGGGUGGAUUACCGUUUCCCGAUCCGAAUUCGCUGUAUCCACACCCAGUCUACCCAAUGCCGAUAUUGUAUCCGAAUCAGAAGGUACCGGACAAUCCAUUGCAGCAGAGUCUCUUUGCGUCGACGCUUUCUUCGCAGCUACCCGACCUCAUGCCGCCGACUGCCGCGACGAAUCCGUCGUUACAGAUAUCGCUCAAGCCAAAAAUUGAAACACCGUCACAAACGGCCAAACCUGAAGUAGUGGCAUCGACGGCGAUGACCACAGCGACAAUAACUGUCAUCAAAGAUGCGCCAGUAAACAAAGCACCUCCCGUGAACGUGGUCAUUACCACGUCCGACACGCUACCAACCACAGUACCGUCCACCCAACCGACUCUGAGCGUCACCAUACCGCCGCAGUACCGAUCGGGAAGCGGAGGAACAGCUUCCACCUUUUCUGCUACAACAACGACAACAACAAAAUCAACGUCAUCUUCCAACGUACCACAUUGCUAUCAAAUUCCUAUGCCCUCGCAAGCCACUAUACCGACUACCGUCAAUCUACCGCUGACAUCCACUUAUAUAACCCCGGCUAACGUCAACGUGCCGAUAUAUGGCAAUUUAACAUCAUCUAUUGUGACUCAUACAACCACCAGUGGUAGUUUUCUUCAGGAUAGCAUUAGUAAGAUACACGACAAGCCUAAUAACAGUACUAAAUCUAUCUUUGAGUCCUCGGCUGAAUCGCUGAACGCGUCGACAGAGAUAUGCGAGCAGGAACACGAUCCGAUACCGAACUUUGUGCCGCUUAUACCGCUGCCUGCGAAGGUAAAGGUUACCACCGGUGAGGAGGAGGAAGACACGUUGUACUGUGGCCGGGCGAAACUGUUCCGCUUCGUCGACAAGGAAUGGAAGGAGCGCGGCGUUGGUGAUGUAAAGCUACUGCGCAACAAAGAGGGCAAGGUGCGCUUGUUGAUGCGUCGCGAUCAAAUCCUGAAGAUUUGCGCGAACCAUCUGUUACGACCCGACAUGGAGUUGAGUCCCAUGGUAAACAACAACAAAGCCUGGUUCUGGGUCGCCAACGACUUUGCCGACGAGGAGGUGAAGUUAGAGAAGUUCUGCAUCAGAUUCAAAACUUCAGAUGAGGCAAUGGCGUUCAAGGAAGCCUUUGAUCAGGCAAGACUCAGUUUGUCCGCGAUAUCUCCGGGAAAGCCACCCAAGAGUGCUGAAAAAGCUUCCAUUACUUUCAGUAACAAAGACUUGUCCAAGACCCAAAAAUCACAGUCGACGCAACAAACCAAGAUAAGUUCAUCAGUGGAAGUGUUCUCGGACAAGUCGAAAUUUGGCACGACAACACUAGGCGGAUUCUCCUUCAAUUCUGAACCCAUUAUUCAAGAGGUCAAGGACACGGAAGUGGAUGAAUCCAAGAAGAUCGAAGAACCGCCGAAAAUCAGCCCAUUCAGCAAAUUUUCAUUUACCAAGUCGACCGGUACGCUCGAGACGAAGACUACAAUGAGUGCCGUCUCAACGCCGUCCGCGAGCUUCGUUUUCGGAAUCUCCACUCCGUCAAUGAAAAACUCACAGUCGUCCGUUCUGACGAACACAACCGCGAAUGCAUCGCCGAUAUUUGCCUCGCCCACAACAACAACCGGCCAGAAUUCCACGACAUUAAGAAGACCUCGUUUGCCGCCACCCGGUGCCCUCAAGCAAGGAUCGUCCAACGAUGAAACGCGACCGCCGACUGAAAACGAGCAAACGUUGUUUAUCGGGAUGACAAGUCUUCAAUGUCAGGGUGUCAACGGUGCCAGCGCCAUGCAGUGGAAGAAUAAGGGCACGGGAGCGAUGAUGCUGCUGUUAAACGUAAAAUCCGGAAAGAUUCGCUUAUUACUAACGGACGAUAGCACUUCCAAGGUUUACAGUCAUGCAGUUCCGCUGGACAUGGCGUUUACACAUAAGAGUGGAACUACUGUCGUCAAUUGGACCGUACCGGCGGACGCUAAAGAACCCGGUAAGACCUGGUCGUUACACGCCGCGACCUUUAGCGCGCCGGAAUUGGCAUCCCAGUUUUAUAACAUCGUGUCAAGCUGUCAGCAGAAGUUGGCCAAAGGCACCAAUCCGAGCGAAGUGGCAAAGGAGCUCGAGAAGAAGACUCUGAUGAACGAGAGCAAGGCCCAAAGCGUAGCGGAGACAAAGACAUUGUCGGAACUGUUUAAACCUCCGACCGGUUCCUGGGAGUGCAGCGACUGUUAUACUAGAAACAACGCUACGGACACGAAAUGCGUAGCCUGUCAAGCUCCGUCACCUUUAAUGGCGAGCAACAAGAGCAGCUCUGUGAUUGCUAGUAAUAAGCCGUCCGUUGAGUCCAGUAGCAAACCACCGUUGUCGGAACUGUUCAAAUCGCCCGCUGGCUCCUGGACCUGCACGGCGUGUUACAUCGUCAACAGCGGAACGAACGUCUACUGCGUUGCCUGCGACAAUCCCAAGGAUCCGUCGCAGCCGCCCAAGCCGCAGCAAGCCAAUAUUUUCCAGUUAAACACAUCCCCUUCCAGCGCAAUGCCUAUGACCACGUUCUCCUUUGGCAUUCCCAAGGAUACCGUUUCGAAAGAAUCGACCACGUUUAAAUUCAGGAUGCCGCAGACGGAGGAUAAGAGCGCUUUGUCCAAACUGGAAGAAACUACAGACAGCAAAGGUUUUGUGUUCGGUAUGCCAGUGAAGAGCAGUAUUACGUUGAACACGAAUGACUCGCCAUUUACCUUUGGCUCGCCCGCAAAAUCCUUUGACUUCAACUUUACAGCCAAGUCGCCGGCUAAAUCGCCUGGUGGCGGCGGCGAGACCAGCGAGGACGAGGUAGUGGAGAGCGAGGACGUCCACUUCUCGCCGAUUGUGCCGUUACCGGAUAAGAUCGAAGUGAAAACCGGCGAGGAGGACGAAGAAAUACUGUAUAGUCAUCGUGCGAAGCUCUUUAGAUUCGAUACUACGGUGAAGGAGUGGAAGGAACGCGGAUUGGGCGACAUUAAGCUGUUGCGUCAUAGGGAGACCAGUAAGUUACGGCUGAUCAUGCGUCGGGAUCACGUGUUAAAGCUGUGUCUGAAUCACAUAGUAUCCAAUGAUCUGGAGUUUACACCGAAGGACGAGAAAUCAUGGUUGUGGUCUACCGCAGAUUACAGCGAAGGUGAGAUUGAGUACAUGCAGUUCGCCUGCCGCUUCAAGACGGCCGAGAUUGCUGCGGACUUUAUGAGAGCAAUCGAUAAUGCCAGAAAAAACGUUAAAUCCGCAACGAAAACUCCGACGAAGACGAUCACCUCGCCAGUCAAAGAGAUCGAAAUCGUCUACGAAACGAAGGUCACUCCGGAGGAGAAGGCAGCCGCCUUAAAGUUGCAACUACCGGAGAACUUCUACGCUUACAAGCAAAAGGAGGAUUGUCCCGGCUGUAGAGGGUGUAGAGAACCGAGUAUAGUACUGUAUCCAGACGUCGGCGGGCAAGACUCAUCGAAAUCGAAGUCGAAAUUGGUAUCGGAAGAGAAGAAGGUGACAGCGCAAUCAAAGAUCUCGAGCAUUGUGGACGCGAGUUUGUCAAGCGGUCGUGAGAGUACCAGCGAGAAUACUAUCCAAAGCGUGACGCAAUCCGCGCAAUCUGUGAAGAACGGAUUCUCCUUCGCGAUAGCCACAUCGUUCAAAUCCCCGACUACCGCUACCAGCUUCGACAGCUCGGCGAUGAGUUUCGGUACCGGCGAUAUGAAACUUUUCAACGACAAGAAGACCACAACUUUCUCGUUCGGCAUGAAUCCCCAAUUUGGCACCAAUGAAACAGCGGUGACGAACGCCUCGCUCGACAAUCUCAAGAUCUGCAGUCCUAAUGCUCAAAUGACGCAGACAACCGCGGCCGGCACAACCGGACAACCGAUAUUCGGCCAGGCCACGUCGACGACAUCUGUAUUCAAAACGCCUAGUUUUACCUUCGACACUGAUAAGAACAUUUUUGGCGGCUCUUCGAAAGGAGCGUCAAUCUUCAGCGGCGAGAGCACCGGUGACAGUACCGUUUCCUCUUCCACCGCUGCGAAGACGACCACCGCUGUCGCCACAGCAGCGAAUUCCGUUUCGAAGACGUCGACCGCAGUUACUACGUCCAACUCAGUGUUUGGCUCUAACGCUACACCCUUCUCUAAAAUGACGUUUGGUAACAGCAUUUCGCCAUUUGGUAGCUCCAUGAACUUUGGAAUGACAUCGAACAUCUUCGGCGGGACGACAACAACAACAUCGACGACGACAGCGAAUAUCUUCGGCGGGGUAACCACAACCGCGACGACGACGAAUAUUUUCAGUGGCGCAACGACGACGGCGAAUAUCUUCGGUGCAGCAACGACAACAUCCAACAUCUUCAAUAGAACGACAGCACCGACGACGACGAAUAUUUUCGACGAAACGACGACACCUACGACGACGAGUAUUUUCGGCGGGACGACAGCGUCCACGACAACAAGCAUCUUCGGUGGGACGCCGACCGCGACGAACAUUUUCGGUGCGGCAACUACGAAUGUUUUCAGUGUGACAACACCAACUGUUUUUGGCGCGAAACCAGAUAAUAAUCAGAAGACGGCCGAUGACGGGCCCACAUUCUUCUCAGUGAAUAAUGAUAUGUCGUUCUCGAUACUCGCUGCGGCGACAGUUCAACCGGAGGCCUUCAAAAGUGAUCCCAACUUUUCAUUCGCUGGUGCUGGCUCAACAGUGUUCGGCUCAAAAUCCGCUACAUCACAUAACAGCACGGUAAAUAAAUCACGUGAAGAAAAAGAAGAUAAUGAGGAGGACGACGGCGAGGUGAAUAACGAGCAGGAGCACGAUCCUCAUUUUGAACCUAUUAUACCUUUACCGGAUGCCAUUGAAGUCCGAACUGGCGAAGAGGAUGAAGAGAAAGUGUUCUGUCAUCGAGCCAAGUUGUACAGAUACGACAACGCCACGAAGGAGUGGAAAGAGCGUGGCGUCGGUGAGAUGAAGAUCCUGCAUCACGUGGGCCAUGGCAGCUAUCGGCUGCUGCUGCGCCGCGAGCAGGUGCACAAAGUCGUCUGCAACUUCCUGAUCACCCCCGACGUGGAGUUCCAUCCGCUCUCUACAUCGAACCAGGCUUGGAUGUGGGCCGGCAUGAACUACGCCGAGCAGGAACCGUGCGCCGAACAGCUGGCGGUUAAAUUCAAAUCGCCCGACUUGGCCCACCAGUUCAAGGCGCACAUCGAUAACAUUCAGCAAGAAUUACGCGAGAAGAGAACUACCGAAGGUGAAAGAUGUAUCGGCGAAGCAGAGGACAGUGAGGAACAUGAUCGAGGCGUGGAUGAAGAAGAGGAGGAAGAAGAAGACGAAGAAGAGGAGGAAGAGGAAGAGGAGGAAGACGAGGAAGUUGAUCAAGAGAUGCUUACUGUAGUCGAAAAACGUGCUACUGUAUUCGCGAAAUGGCCUAAUGACACAAAGUGGGAGAGUGUAGGCUUAGGGAACCUGGCAAUCCACUACGAUUCUGAGAUCUACGCGGAAAGAAUCGUCCUAAAGCUUGACGACUCGGAGGAGUAUGCGAGCAACACUAUCAUCAGUAUGGAUACAGUCAUGCGGGUGGAAGGCAAGGAGUGUAUUUGGAGUGGAAUUGAUUAUGCCUUGGAUCCUCCAACGAGAAGAGUUUUGAGAGCAGUCUUCUCGUCGGUGCAAGCAGCUCAAGAAAUGCAUACAUUUUUCGAAGAUGGAGUGGAUAGUGCGAAGCAAGCCGGUGUCGUCGAGUAUGAAGAAGCGGAAUUAAAAUCCUUAGCUAAUAAGUAGCUGCUAAUUGGCUGUUAUUAUACAUAAUUCAUUACUUUCCUACGUUAGCGUAAAUGUUAAACGGGUUGUUUCUUGUCGCUCUUCUCAAGUUGUAAAAAAUAAGUAAGGCAAAUCGUAUCACUAAAUUAUUUUUACGUACUGCGUCUUUUUUUCAUUUCCUUUUUUUUUAGAAUCAAGACGCGCGAAGUUUGACAAGUACAAUUGUCUGUGCAUGCACGCGAACACAAAGUGCGAGUUUCGUAGUAAUAAUUUAUGUGCUGCGAGAAAUACUUAUAGCAAAGUCCAUUGGGCGCACUAGUGCACAUUAAAAUCAUAUACAAAUUGACGUAAGAAUACGUGUUUAAUGUAAAUAUAUAAAUGAGUUAAAUUGCAAAAUCUUCAAUAUAUUUUAUUGCUCUUUGUUAAAGUACAUUUUAUUAUUUUAGAGAUAUUUACAUUUUCAUUUUUAAAUUUUGAUUAGAUCAGUGUAUAGCAGUUUUAAUAUUCACCAGUGAGAACUUCACUAGUGCAGUCCAAUAGAAUUCGCUGUUAUUUAUAAUAACUGCAGAAAAUCUAAAAAAAAAAAAUAGAAAAUCAAAUAUUACGAUGUUUAAUUUUUUCUUUUUAUACUAGUCUAUGUAUAAGAAUGUUUUUUUUUCUUUUUUUUUUAAUAAAUACGAUAUGUGCCAAAAAAUCGAAAAUUACUUUCUACUUUAUUAUGAAAGCACUAUCUCUAUUUAGACCUCCAAUUCUUUUCAAAACACACUUAUCAGUAAUCAUUUUUCUAUAUACCUUUAAACGGCACUUGCAGAAAUCUCGAUAAGAAUCGUGCGUUAUAUUCGCAUAAAUAAGAUAAUAGCACAAAUACAAUAAUGUUCGUGCUGAUAAUCAAUUACGAUUGUUAGGUUGGAAGAGAUGAAGAUUGAAAUUUGAUUAGAUUGCAAAGAGUUGUUGCAUCGAAAUUAACAGUUAUUGUAAAUACUAUGUGAUCUCGUGGUUACACUUAAUAAGGUAUAAUUGUAAUCCUCGAACUGAAAUAGAAAUUGUAUGAGGAAAUAUGUAUAGAUCACACAUUGUGUAACACGUGUAAUGUAAAUUAUUAAAUUAAACAUUUAAUCAAAAA
Molecule: messenger RNA, 10011 nt
Organism: Monomorium pharaonis (pharaoh ant)
Lineage: Eukaryota; Metazoa; Arthropoda; Insecta; Hymenoptera; Formicidae
Product: E3 SUMO-protein ligase RanBP2
Exons: 13
Coding region: 168-8909 (2913 amino acids)
Biological process (GO): nucleocytoplasmic transport
Cellular component (GO): cytoplasm; nuclear pore
Molecular function (GO): GTPase activator activity; protein binding
Source: RefSeq, a predicted model, not a curated record